Protomyces lactucae-debilis is the source of this 426-nucleotide messenger RNA. RefSeq lists its product as uncharacterized. Lineage: Eukaryota; Fungi; Ascomycota; Taphrinomycetes; Taphrinales; Protomycetaceae. Gene Ontology annotation, molecular function: SNARE binding; SNAP receptor activity. Gene Ontology annotation, cellular component: Golgi apparatus; SNARE complex; late endosome membrane. Gene Ontology annotation, biological process: vesicle fusion; endoplasmic reticulum to Golgi vesicle-mediated transport. The coding region runs from base 1 to 426 and encodes 141 amino acids. The record is from RefSeq and is a predicted model, not a curated record. The transcript is spliced from 2 exons.
AUGGUUAAAAAACUGAAUAUAUUUCAAAUUGACAAGGUGGACGGGCAGCAAGAGGGAGAACAAGCACAUGCAAAGCACAACCCCUACAGCAAUAGCAGCAGUGGCGCGCAGCAAGCAGGAGGACAGCAGUCCACAUUGUCCAGGCACGAAGGCAAUAUGAAGGAAGCCUCAGCUCUCAAUCGGGUAUCUGGCGCGCUGGAUGAGUAUAUCGAAGCUGGGCUUGCCAGUCUGAGCGAUUUGCGCGAUCAAACGGCAACUCUCAAGGGCACUCAAGAACGACUCCGCGAUGUGGCCGUCAAGAUGGGCUUGAGCAGUGGGACAAUUCGCUUCAUUGAGCAACGGACGAAAGGCGCUCGUUACGUCUUUUAUGGUGGCUGCUUCCUGACACUCGUGGCAUUCUUUUCCAUUCUACGGUACUUUGGAUGA